Messenger RNA from Ceraceosorus bombacis, 3060 nucleotides. Lineage: Eukaryota; Fungi; Basidiomycota; Exobasidiomycetes; Ceraceosorales; Ceraceosoraceae. The record is from the annotation of a GenBank genome assembly.
AUGUCCGCCUUGGCUCGCCUGUCGCGCUUAAGCGCUCAGCGCAAUGUGGUCGCAAACAGAUUAGCAACUGCGCGGAGCAAUUCCCUUUUUCGACCGCAAGCACGGCUCACCAGAGCUUUCCUACCGCUCGAAAACGCUGCGUUGGCUAGAGGCAUUCAUGUGCGCGCCAUUAGCUUCAGCUCAGUGCCUCGAGCCGCUUUGCGAGCAUUUAGGGUCCCCGCUUACGCCUUUGGUGCCGCUGGAGGGGCGUUGGCGUAUGCCAACUACAAGGUAGACGGUGAGUGAACUUGUGCAAUGGUUGCAGAGCUGUCAUGACCAAUGCAAAGCUUACCCGUCUGCUGCUCAACGUCCAUCAGAAUUUCGUGGCUUCAUGGGCGGCGUGUUCGAUUCUGCCUCUAGCAAGGCGGGCGACUUGGCAGAGACGCUAGGGAUAUACGGCUCGGACGCAGCCUCGGCUCUCAAUGGGGGUCUGGCUGACCUCAGCAAAGGUGCCUCGGAACUUGGAGAAGGUUUCAAAGAGUGGUGGGCUAGCGUGGAAGCUAAGCAGAGAGCUAGGCAGGAGGCUGCCGAGGCGAACAGCGGUGGUGGCGGCGGAGAUCGUCAGCCAAGGGAGGGAGAUCAGGAGCCGAACAAUGGAGGCCCGGCAGGUGCUGCUGCAGCUCUAGCUGCGACUCUGCUUGGCAAGUCCUCGGCAGACGACGAGAAGGAGUCGGAGCAGGAAGGCAAAGGACCUCAGGCUAACAGCACCACCGCAGAGUUGCAACAACUCACUCGCAAGCUCAUUGAGGUCAGGAACAUACUCAAAUCCGUCGAUCAUGCCGAUGACACCUUGACUCUGCCAUCAAUCGUGGUCAUCGGCUCGCAAUCGAGCGGCAAAUCGUCGGUGCUGGAAGCCAUUGUCGGUCAUGAAUUCCUUCCCAAGGGAUCCAACAUGGUCACGCGCAGGCCUAUCGAGCUCACUCUUGUCCGCACAGAGCCAACGCGCGCAAGCAGAGGUACGCCGGUCGAGUACGGAGAGUUUCCAGGGCUGGGUCUUGGCCGCAUCACCGACUUCAGAGCAGUGCAGAAGACGCUCUUCGACCUCAACAUGGCAGUGCCUGCGGCGCAGUGCGUCUCGGACGAGCCCAUUGAGCUGCGCAUCCACUCGCCGCACGUUCCUGACCUCACGAUGAUCGACUUGCCGGGAUACGUGCAAAUUGCAGGGAUAGAUCAGCCGGAAGAGCUGCGAGAAAAGAUUUCGACGCUAUGCGAGAAGUACAUUCGGGAGCCCAACAUCAUCCUCGCCGUUUGCGCUGCUGACGUGGACUUGGCCAACAGUCCUGCGCUGCGCGCUAGUCGCAAAGUGGAUCCGCUUGGUCUGCGAACGAUUGGUGUCGUCACCAAGCUGGACCUCGUUCCUCCUGAAGAAGGCGCCGCCAUCCUACGCAACAACAAGUACCCGCUCGCGCUAGGGUACGUCGGUGUCGUCUGCAAGGGCAUGACUAGCGCUUUCAGAACAUCGAGGGGACACGAUGGAGUCAGCGGAGAAGGCAACGUUACUAGAAGCGUCUUGCAAGGAGAGAACGAUUACUUCUCGCAACAUGCGGAGCACUACCUCGCCGCGAAUGUGCGCGGACGCAAUGCCGGACAGGCGCCAUUAACGGGAACCGAGACUUUGCGGCGAAGGCUCAUGGCUGUUCUUGAAGAGAGCAUGGGCUCCUCCUUGCACGGCAUUGCCAAUGCGGUACAGAUUGAGCUUGAAGAAGCUGCGUACCAGUUCAAAGUACAAUACAAUGAUCGAUCGAUCAGCGCAGAAUCGUACGUGGCGGAGACGAUGGAUGCGCUCAAGGCGCGCUUCAAAGACUUGGCGGCAGGCUUCGGAAAGCCCGAGGUUCGCAGUCUUUUGCGGACAGCCUUCGACGACAAGAUCAUGGAUAUCUUGGCUCAGAUGUACUGGACGGAUGCGCGCGCUUCCGAACUCUCGCAGCUGGCGGACAAUAAAAAGUUGACGGCGCAAGACCUGGACAGGUAUUGGCAGUACAAAUUGGACGCUAGCACCAGCGCCCUCACGAAAUCAGGCAUUGGACGCCUAAGCACGCAGCUCGUUGCUGAUGCCGUCAGAGCGCACAUCGACGGUCUCGCGUCUGCAGAGCCCUUCAACCACCACCCCGACGCUGCUGAGCGCAUUGCCGGCUUUGCUAGUGCCAUCCUGCGAGAGAGGUUUGGCAUCACUGCGGAUCAGGUGGAGAAUUGCGUCAAACCAUACAAGUACGAGGUGGAGGUAGAGCAGGUGGAGUGGGAAGAUGGACGUCGAAGAAGUAUCGAUCUGCUCGACAAGGAGCUCAGGAUGUGCGAUGAGGCGCUCAAGAGGAUUCAAAAGGCUGUGGGCUCCAAACGUCUGAGGGAAGCUGAAGCGCAUGUCAAGUCUGUCGAGGAGAGGAGUCGCAAAGCUGCGUUGGCCAGAUUGAGGGCUCGUGAAGGUGCUGCGGAUGCUGCAGAUCCAGCGACGUCCGACGCGCUAUUGGAAGAGUCCGACCCUACACAACCUCACUACAAUUCCGCACUGCUUGCCAAGGCGAGAGAGUCGACCUUCUUGGCGGACAGGAGCGCAAUACUGAAGAUGCGAGCUGCAGCGCUGCGGGCCAAGAGGUGCAAGACGGGAGGACCUGAAGCCAAGGCUUUUUGUCCAGAGGCCUUCCUCAGCGUCGUAGCCGACAAGCUAGCGUACACCUCGGUCAUGUUUAUCAACAUCGAGCUUCUCGCAGAAUUCUUCUACCAAUUUCCUCGAGAGAUCGAUAGCCACUUGAUCUACGAUCUAGGCAAAGAAGAGAUUUCCAGAUUUGCGAGGGAAAACCCAGACGUGAGGAAGCAUCUCGAUCUGCAAGAGAGAAAGGAAAAAUUGGAAAUGGUCAUGGAGAAGUUGGAUGCUCUUGUCAAGGUAUGUCGCGCCGCCACGGCACGUUUGCACGAUCUUUGCAAACAAUCCAACUCAUGUAAGAAUCUGCAAUACACCUUUAACAGGUCUACCAGGAGAAACAGGCCCCUCAGCGCAAUUCCUCGUCCAAGUGGGGCUUUUUCUGA